Messenger RNA from Botrytis deweyae, 210 nucleotides. RefSeq lists its product as uncharacterized. NCBI's taxonomy places the organism in Eukaryota, Fungi, Ascomycota, Leotiomycetes, Helotiales, Sclerotiniaceae. The record is from RefSeq and is a predicted model, not a curated record. The transcript has a single exon. The coding region runs from base 1 to 210 and encodes 69 amino acids.
AUGCCCUCUCCUCUUUUGCUAGGUUCCGACCCUACGUUCAGCUUUGAUGGCACUGAGCUUUACGGUGCCUCCGGAUUUUCUAGAGUCAACCUCUAUCCCCAGACUUUGUCCCCCCGAAAGGUAUUUUUUUCUCUCCAACGAUCGUCGCAAGCAAACUACAGAGAAUACGAUCUAGAGAGUGCACAGGGUCAACGCAAGGUUGGGUUAUAG